GGCUAUAUUAUUCAACGAAAGGUUCUUCUAAGGAAUCUAAACAUCUGCAUUGUUUUUCACAAUUUACUGGUGUUCAUGCGUAUACUGCAGUGAAUGGUAGAAAGCAUUUUGGUGCUCCAAAUGACAAUGUCUUCUGCUUAAAGCCAGUACAUUCAUCUGAUUUGCGAGAGAUUAAAUGUUUGUGCGCUGAAGAUGACGGAACCCGACAGUCGUGGAUCACUGGAAUACGGUUGGCAAAGUAUAAAUCGCAACUGCGCAAUAACUACCUGACGUCGCUACGAAGACAAGCCAAAUUACAAGAUUUAAAUGCAGCUGAUUAUAGCCCUCGAUUGAUGAAAGCUAGUUGUAAAGACCGCGUAGCGAUGGAUUUUACGCAGACACAGAGUAGAAUAGUUGAUAAUCCGUGUGAAGCUUUCGCAGUAGCUAUCGCUGAAGGCCACGAAUGGAGGAAAAGAGCUGGAGGUGGUUCUACACCUAGAACAAUGGGAAGUCCUAGACUGAGUAGUAGUCCGAGAAUUACCAGUCCUAUACAACAUAAAGGAAUUGAAUCUGGUAUCCAUAUUACACAACCUUGGUUUCAUAGUAGAGUUAGCCGAGAGGAGUCAGAGUUGUUAUUAACUCAACAAGGAGCAGUUGAUGGAUUGUUCUUGCUUCGAGAGAGUCAGAGUCUUUCUGGUGUGUUUGUUCUGACACUGUGCUUUGGUGGCAAAAUAAGGCAUUACCAGAUUGGUCAAUGUGAAAAUCAGGAUGGGCAAAUAUUCUACAGUCUAGAUGAAGGAAUCACUAAAUUCAUGGACCUGGUGCAGUUAGUGGAAUUUUAUGAACUCAAUGCUGUGGGCUUGCCAUCCAAAUUAUUACAUGCUUGUACCUUAUCAAAAUGAUUGGAGGAAUUCCAACUAAUUGCGCUGUAUGUAUAAAAAUUGCAUGUCAUAUCACCAUGCUGCAGGCUUGCCAUCUAAAUUAGUACAUGUUUGAACCAUAUCAAAGUGAUUAGAAGAGACCCUGACUCACCACACUGUAUAAAAUAUUCAUAUAUAUAUAUAUAUAAUCUUGAUUGCAUCCCAUCGUGGUGCUAUGGGCUUGCUAUCCAAAUUGUACCUCUAGGAAGUUGAUACGAGGACCUGAAAUGUAUAUGGUUAAUUGCCGUGAACGCUAUUGAAUUCUUAAUAUAUAUAUCGAUGACAAAAAUUACAGUUGGCAUGAAACAAAGAACAGAGACAUUAAAGAUGACUUAUUUAUUUAAAUUCAAGAAAAGGACAUGAUCAUUUUUAUUGAGACAUGAUUAUUCAAAAUUGUCAUUGGUUUUGGACUGACCACACUAAAAUUAAUAUAUGUAAUUUGCAAAUGCGUAAAGUAUGUAACCUAAAUAUAGUCGUACCCUUUACUGUCUUCCCUUCAUCAAUAUUACCAUCCAUAUUUAGAUACUGCUAUGUAGAAUAGACCAUUUAAACUAUAAAAACAAUUCAUAAGAAUCAAAGGAUUAUUGAUUUUCAACUCAACGAUUUUAAUAUUCACACACUGGAGAGUACAGGAACAGUCAACUGUGGUGUUUUCUUUGAUGCGUCAUGAGCAUCUCUUUAAGAUUCAAAUGUGAUUUUGAUUAAUUAAGUGCAAGGUUACAUGAGAUAUUGACAAAUUCCAAGAAAUGAGAUGUUUUAGAUCUGUUUAUGCACAAAUACAGCAUAUUUAAAAAAUUUUUUUUAUAUAAACUGCUAAAAGUAUUACAUCAUUGAGACUUUUCAGAUAUUGGUGCUUAUACGAUCGAAAUUGACACACCAAGAGACAUCACACCGACCAUCAUUCAUUUCCCUGUAUUCUCUAAUGUAAUUUGUUUCACUACUACA
Messenger RNA from Saccoglossus kowalevskii, 1844 nucleotides. Its product is annotated as growth factor receptor-bound protein 14-like. The record is from RefSeq and is a predicted model, not a curated record. Lineage: Eukaryota; Metazoa; Hemichordata; Enteropneusta; Harrimaniidae. Gene Ontology annotation, biological process: signal transduction.